Molecule: messenger RNA, 264 nt
Organism: Lactuca virosa
Lineage: Eukaryota; Viridiplantae; Streptophyta; Magnoliopsida; Asterales; Asteraceae
Source: the annotation of a GenBank genome assembly
AUGGAGGAGAAUUCGAAUUCGAAUUCGAGCAGCGAUUCGAACGAAAAGCCCGGAUUGGCGAGUAGGGUGGGUAACAAUGUGGCAUCGGCGUUUUUCGCAUCUCUGGAAAGUUGCUCUUGCGUUAACCUAACCACCGCCGAUUCCGACGACGAGGAUGAACUGGAGGAAGAAGAAGCCAAAGAGCAGGCUAUUAUGAUGGCUCAUCUUCAAUCGACAGUCUCCGAUAAAAAUGCUCCUGCCUCCGUCGAGAAUCUCCCCGUCUGA